Molecule: messenger RNA, 1649 nt
Organism: Oryza brachyantha (malo sina)
Lineage: Eukaryota; Viridiplantae; Streptophyta; Magnoliopsida; Poales; Poaceae
Product: eukaryotic translation initiation factor 5B
Exons: 8
Coding region: 365-1483 (372 amino acids)
Biological process (GO): rRNA processing; ribosomal small subunit assembly
Cellular component (GO): UTP-C complex; CURI complex
Source: RefSeq, a predicted model, not a curated record
ACCCAUCGGGGGUUUUGGGCGCGUUCGCUAGUGAGUGAAAUGUGGGACCAUCUAAUCUGGACCCACCUGUCAGUAAUGAUCUCGAUCAGUUUUUGAGGAAGAAAAAUCCCCAAACCCUACACUCCUCCGGGCUCUCGAUUGCCGCCGCCACCACCACCGCCGGUGGGCCGCCUCGCCCCUGACCCCGACCUCUUCGACGGCGUCGGACGCCACCACAACAACCCCCGCCGGCGGCGGCGCAGUGCCCACCACUAGCCGCGGUCGGUUAGAGUGAGAGAGAAUCUUCUCCGGCGCCGCUCCCUCCGUGCUCCGCGGUCUUUCCCGUGCCGUGCCGUGCCGGCUUGAUUGUUCUUAAUUCGUUGGCAUGGGCAAAUCCAAAGACAAGGUGGUCUCGCGGGAAGCGAAAGUGGAUAAAAAAUUGGUGCUUGGAGUGAAGAGGAAGAACUUGAAGAGAAAGAAGGACAGGACUUUGGAUGGUCCUGUUGAGAGUGAGGUUGCUGCUGAACAUGCUGGUAUUACGGAAGAUAAAGGAUUGGUACGCAACAAGAAGGUUGUAGUGAUGAAACAGAAGAAGAAGCACAUCAAACUAAAGAGCAGUCAUACUGAGUCUGGUGACACCGUGGAACUCCUGACGAGUAAAAGGGAUGAGACAAAAUUGAAGAACAAGAAGAAGAGCAAAAAGAAUCUCGAAGAAGUCAGUGACCCUGUCAAGGGGCUUCAAAGUCUUUCUGACAGAAUUAAUGCAGCAAUGCCUAAGCUGAAGAAUAAACAGCGGAUAAGAAAAGGGAGGAGCUCUGAUGAACCCAAUAAUACAGAGGAAGUGCUCCAUGGGAAUCAAGAUGAAGAAACUCCAAGCGCUUGUGUUAACCAACCCGCAUUAGAGAGUGGAGACAUGGAUAUGGGGGAGCCAGAAGUAAAGAGGGGAAAGAAAAACAAGACCAAGAAAAUAAAGAAAUCAGGGAAAAGGAACAAAAAGGAUAAGGAUGCAUCAAACAAAGAGGACAAGGUGGGCAGGUCUAUUGAAGAUGAUAAUGCAAAUGUCGAUGUGAUUGAAUCAGUUGAUGAAGACUGUUCCAGAGGAAUGAAAAAAUGGAUCUUAGAGUACAAACAGAAGAGGCCAGGCUUGAAGGUCUUGCAGCAAAGAAUAGAUGAGUUUAUAACUGCUCAUGAGGAACAACAAGAGCAGGAGAGGAAAGAGAGGGAGGCACGCGCUGCAGAGGAUGGAUGGACAGUUGUGGUUCAUCAUAAGGGUAGGAAAAAGACCACAGAUACUGAAACUGGAACAGCUGUGGGCUCUGUGUCUUUGGCUGCAAUGCAGGAGAAAAUGGCUAAUAAGAAACCCAAGGAAAUUGAUAUGAAUUUCUAUCGGUUUCAAAAAAGAGAAGCUCACAUCAGUGAACUCGCAAUGCUGCAGAGCAAGUUUGAGCAGGACAAGAAAAGGAUACAACAACUUCGUGCUCAACGGAAGUUUAAACCAUACUAAUGCUGCUCAUUGAAGUUCCAUCCUCAGAAGCAGUGCUCGUACCUUGUUGAAGGACUGUUUGCUCUGUUGGAUAACUAUUUUUGGAUGUUUACUUCUUAAUUAACCGAAACAAUCUCAGCUGUACACUUCGCCCUGCAUUUGCAGUGCAGAUGUUUAAAAUCAUGCC